This is a messenger RNA of Tetranychus urticae (two-spotted spider mite), 743 nucleotides long. RefSeq names its product ribosomal protein L18A (gene RpL18A). Gene Ontology annotation, biological process: translation. Gene Ontology annotation, cellular component: ribosome. The record is from RefSeq and is a predicted model, not a curated record. Gene Ontology annotation, molecular function: structural constituent of ribosome. Lineage: Eukaryota; Metazoa; Arthropoda; Arachnida; Trombidiformes; Tetranychidae.
ACUUUAUGAGCAUAAGCAUUGGCUUUUUGUUUCCGUUUCCUUUAUUUCAGUUUAGUCUGACUUAAAUUGGUAAGUCUCAUCUUUUAUUUUUAAGUUGUGUUAAAUUGUUUAUCUAAUUUAAUUAAUUAAUUUAAGGAUGAAAGUCAGCGGCAAGCUCCGACAAUAUAUUAUUGUGGGUCGUAAGAUCCCAUCUAAACAGGACCCAAGUCCUCAACUUUUCCGUAUGUCAAUCUUUGCACCGGAUCAUGUAGUUGCUAAGUCUCGAUUCUGGUAUUUCCUUAAGCGUCUUAAGAAGAUCAAGAAGGCUAAUGGUGAAAUUGUUAACAUUAAGCAAGUCCAAGAGAAGAAACUGAAUGAUCGCGUCAGAAACUAUGGCAUAUGGCUCAGAUACAACUCACGUACAGGAACACACAACAUGUACAGAGAAUAUCGUGAUGUUUCAGUUGCUGAUGCUGUUACCCAAUGCUAUCGUGAUAUGGGUGCACGUCAUCGAGCUCGAGCCGAUACUAUUCAAAUUAUCAAGAUCCAAUCUAUCCCUAAUUCUAAGUGUCGUCGACCCAAUGUGAAGCAAUUCCACAAGGCUAAAUUACGAUUCCCACUUCCAACCAAGAUUGACAGGAGGUUCCAUUCUCCUCGGUUCACAACCAGAAUACCUGAGGCUCGACUUCUUUAGGUUAUUAUAAUCAAGUGAAUCCUGUAACUUGUUUGAAACCAAUAAAAACAUUCAAUAAUGGAUGUUAAAU